GCUCUUGCUCUGGCGCAGGGUCUGGAGGGAUAUCUCCUUGUGCUUGACUUGGACCGGCGACCGGGUGUCAGGACCGUCUGGGAUGUAGACGUCGACAAGGUCCUGAGAGUCGAAUGCGUGAACGAGGCCUUGACAGGCAGCCACGUUGGAUGGGGGGAGGACAGGGAGGGACAAGAGGUCGAAACUGAGGUCCCUAGGGCAGCAGAGGCCGGCUUAUAUACAGGGGAAGAUGAGGGCAGGCUGUGCGCACUGGUCCGUGUGCACCUGGUCCGUGCACAGCAUGCUGACGCGGCCCCAGGGGCCGGUGAGUCCGAGAGGCUGUGUCAGCGGAGCCCGAGCUGUGCCGCGCACUGCCGCCCCAUCUAA
Postia placenta MAD-698-R-SB12 is the source of this 366-nucleotide messenger RNA. RefSeq lists its product as hypothetical. The transcript is spliced from 3 exons. The record is from RefSeq and is a predicted model, not a curated record. The annotation marks the transcript as partial. Lineage: Eukaryota; Fungi; Basidiomycota; Agaricomycetes; Polyporales; Adustoporiaceae.